CCAGGCCUGACUCGACUCGACUCUUCUUCUGUUCACGUCCCGGACACAGACUGGAAGAGAAGAUAUAUUCUCUCCUACACCCACCCACCAGACCAAAAGAAAAAUCAUGUCCUCCCCCUCCUCCCUCUCCAUCGAAAUCACCCUCCCCAACGGCAAAACCUACACCCAACCCACCGGCCUCUUCAUCAACAACGAAUUCGUCCCAGGAAACUCCACUCCCAUCUCCGUCCACGACCCCUCCACAGGCAACCUCAUCACCUCCUCCAUCCACUCCGCCUCGCGCUCAGACGUCGACCUCGCCGUCUCCGCCGCCCGCACCUGCCUCUCCUCCUCAGACCCCUCAUCAUGGCCAUCCCUCCCCGCCGUCUCCCGAGGAGAAUUACUAACCCGUCUCGCGAAUCUCAUCCAUCGUGACCGGGAAUUAUUAGCAGCAAUUGACGCGUUUGAUAAUGGGAAACGUUAUCAAGAUGCCUUGGAGGCGGAUAUUGAAGAGAGUUGGCAGGUUUUUCGAUAUUAUGCCGGUUGGGCGGAUAAGAUUUCGGGGAAAACUAUUGAGACGGGACCGGGGAAGUUGUGUUAUACGUUGCAGGAACCUUUGGGGGUUUGUGCGCAGAUUAUUCCUUGGAACUUCCCCUUCAUGAUGCUCGCAUGGAAAGUCGCGCCUGCAAUCGCCUGCGGCAACGCCGUCGUCGUCAAAUCCGCAGAACAAACUCCCCUCUCCGCUCUCUACUUUGGCAAAUUAGUACAAGAAGCCGGAGCUCCUCCCGGUUUAAUCAACAUUCUCUCCGGCUAUGGCAAAGAAGCCGGAGCAGCCCUCGCCGAACAUUUGGAUGUGGACAAGGUUGCUUUUACGGGAAGUACGGCGACGGGACGAACGAUUAUGAAGGCUGCUUCGGCCAAUUUGAAAAAUAUUACGCUGGAAUGUGGUGGGAAGAGUCCGAGUAUUGUUUUUGCGGAUGCGAAUUUGGAGCAGGCGGUGAAAUGGACUCAUUCGGGAGGACUAUUCAACCAAGGAGAAGUCUGUACAGCAACCACAAGAAUCUACGUGGAAGAAUCCAUCCACGACCAAUUCGUCGAAGAAUUCAUCAAAUAUACCAAAUCCACGUCGACGGUCGGUCAUCCUUUUGACGAAGCAACGUUUCAAGGCCCACAAGUCUCUCAAGCACAAUAUGAAAAAGUCCUCGAUUUUAUUGAAGUCGGGAAACAAGAAGGUGCAAAAGUGGAAAUGGGUGGAGGAGCAUUUAAAGCAGGUAAAGAAGGAGGAGGAGGAGGAGGAUAUUUUAUCGAACCGACGGUAUUUUCUAAUAUCUCCCCCACCAUGCGCAUCGUCCGCGAAGAAAUCUUCGGCCCCGUAAUCUGCAUCGCCAAAUUCCGCAGCACCGCCGAAGCCAUCCAGCUCGCCAACGACAGUUCCUACGGGCUCGCAGCGGCCGUGUUUACAGAAAAUUUACGCAAGGGACAUGUGGUGGCGGCGAAAAUUCAAGCGGGAAUGGUCUGGUUGAAUUCUUCGGGAGAUUCACAUUGGGGAAUUCCGUUUGGGGGUUAUAAGCAGAGUGGGAUUGGGAGGGAAUUGGGAAGUUAUGCGUUGGAGGCGUAUACCCAGACCAAGGCUGUGCAUGUUAAUUUGGGGGUGGAUUUGUGAGGGGCGGGGACGAGAUGCUUGGAUGAUGGGAGGGUUGUAAUGAG
Molecule: messenger RNA, 1686 nt
Organism: Sphaerulina musiva SO2202
Lineage: Eukaryota; Fungi; Ascomycota; Dothideomycetes; Mycosphaerellales; Mycosphaerellaceae
Product: aldehyde dehydrogenase
Exons: 4
Coding region: 107-1642 (511 amino acids)
Molecular function (GO): aldehyde dehydrogenase (NAD+) activity
Source: RefSeq, a predicted model, not a curated record